AUGGACAAAUUGGUAAAAGGCCUUUGGCUGGCCGCCUCGGUCCUUUUUUGCUUUUCAAGUGUUGGAUCAGCGUUACCAGCUACUAGUCAAUAUGCUGAGGACCUGCCGGCCAACUUCAGCCACCCCUUUGCUCAAUUUGGAAUGGCUAGCAAGAAGAGAACGGAUAAGAACAUUGAGCUGCGAAUCUUACCGCUUGGUGCUUCUAUCAUGAGUGGCACUGGCUCGAGCACUGGCAAUGGGUGUCGAAAGCCUCUCAGGGAUGCUUUAAGACUUGACGGUUGGAGCGUUGACAUAGUCGGCAGCCUCCACAGCGGCACUAUGGUUGACCACGACAUGGAAGCUGUCCCUGGAGAUGUGCUCACGCAGAUUCUUGCCAGAGUGCCACACUCCACUGGUUUCAAGGACGUCGGCCAUGCAAAAAUGGCUGCUGUUUUCUACAAUGCAAUCAAUCAAGCCAUAACAGACAACCGAAUUGUGGCGCCAGGAGAUUUCACUAUUGGACCCAGUGUUUGUGCCAAGUACGGGGGUACAGGAGUCGAUGCUGGGGGCCUCACACAACGUGGUUCUGGUUAUGACGAUGGUAUCUAUUACCAUGAUAGCGAGGAGAUGGGGGUACUUUGGACUGCGGACAGUGAUUGGGAUCGCGGACAAUGGAAAUUUGCUCGUCUGUUUGAUCGCAAUUAUGAUGAUCUUGUUGCUUGGAUUAAUAAGACCAGCUCCUCCCAAGUAUAUGCGGUUUGGGCCAACUCUGGUGACGGAAAGGGAGGCUUCACGCAGAUGAGCGACCUGGUCCCAGAUUUGAACUGCCAAUAUACAGAAGGUGUUAACUUCAUCGACAUGAACUCCGACGGUCUCGAUGAUCUAGUUUAUAUCGACGCAGAUGGAAACGCCUAUCUAUCGAUCAACCAGGGAGAUGGUAAUCGCGCUGCUGGAAAGUCUCCUACGUUUAAGCGCGUCAGCAGUACCGCUAUGAUCAAACCGACAGAAGGCUAUGCUCGAGACCACGUUCUCCUGGCUGAUAUUGACGGGGAUGGCCGAGGGGACUAUGGAGUAUUAGACGACUCCGGAAACGGUCGUGACGACUGGGUGUGGCUCGACGAUGUGGGGAAAGGUUAUGUCUACACUAACGGUCGAAGUUGUCUGAAAGGCGUCGAAGGGAAUGGCCUCAAUGUCGCCUGGCGCGCAGGCUUUUACAAAGGUGAAUCCUCAGGUCCAGCCUACAAGGGCAUGGGAUCAUAUGUUACUACCAAGGAGACCUAUUUACGUGAUCGCAUUCACUUCGCACGAAUUUACGGCCAAUCAACGGUCUUCGGCAAUCUUCCCAAACAGGACUAUGUCUUCAUGCAACAUACAGCGGUCGAUGGUAAGCAUCGCUUCCAGAUGCGUGUAUGGAAGAACACUGGCUACGGUGGUACCAAACUGCUCGCGGAUGGCAACAAAUACUGCAAUAUGAUGGGCCACUCGAAUGGUAUGGUAGAUUACGUCUGGACAUACUCGUUCGGAAGAAUGGAGAUGUGGGCCAACCGAGGCAAGGGGACCAUCACUGAUGCAGACCCUGAUGGCUACUGGAACUACCAGGGAACUAUCUGGACGCCACCACAAGAUAUGGACCGGAGGGACUUACACUUGGCUGACUGGGACGGCGAUGGGAACAGUGACGGCAGCUGGACAAAUGCCGGACAGAUCAAAGUUUCCAUAACCAAAGACCGUGCCAAUCUCCGCUGGGCAGAUGUCAAUGGAGACGGGGCUGACGACCUUCUCUGGGUCGAGAAAUUCUCGGGUGACGCCUAUGUCUGGUAUAAUGGAGGUCCAGCUGAUCCCGCCCAGGCGCUUGGUUCAUCAUUUGCCUGGGCAGGACAAACCGAAAAAGCCUAUGCCGGCAAUGUGCAAGGUUCUUGCGAGUUCUGGACUGACAUCGAUGGAAACGGUCGUGCCGACGAACACUUCGUGCUGGGUACGUUUAACAAUAAGGCCAGGACCGCGUUGAACCCGUCAUGCGGACUUCAAGACGCCACAGGAGACGAUUCCAGCAUGGAGAACAUUCUUCCUACAGUCCCAGGAUCAUCUUCUGGUGGUGGUGGUGGUAGUGGUGGCGGCAGUGGCGGUGGUGAUGGUGAAGUCCUUGUGCCUCCUGAUAUCUGGUCGAACCCCAGCCCAACAAUCGGAUGUGCGCCGCCUUGUACUCUGAUCCUCCCACCCCUCGAUAUUGGCCCCGUCACUGUUACUUGGCCUGCAAUCACCACAUCUGUCUGGUCAUUAUCAGGAACUAUUACCACAAUAAUAACGACCAUUAUUACUCUGGAUCCUUUUGUGGUCUCGGAAGUCCCCUGGUGGCCUGUCACAAUUGGCACCGGAGAUGCGAACAACGGUGUUAUCCAUCCCGAGCAGAGCGUUCUGCCCCCCUUAAUCACGAUUGGCUUGCCAGCCAACAUAGCCACUGUAUCGACAACUACUUCUGAAGAGGAGGUCCUUAUUACAGCCAUUGCUACUGACGGCAUCUGGACGGAAGACGUGACAAAUGCAUUCGCCACAAUGGUUUAUAAUGAUGUGAUGAGCUGGUGGUCCGUCGAGGAUGAGGCCGCUGCUGCUGCUGCCACCUCGCAAGCCACCACCACCGUUAUCGUAACGGCGACAGCCACUCAGACAGUUGGUGGAACUACUACGGUUGUAGUCACACCGACAUCGCCAAAGACAACAAGUACCACAAAGGCUUCUCCAACGCCUACACCGAGCUCCGCAGUCCAAAUCGUUCUCAUGGAGUAUUACGAGAAGAGCGAGGGUCCAGGCGAUUCCAACAAGAGAACUUACGAUUGGCAGGUCUUUGCUACAGACUACGACGAAUCUGUAGACUACUGCAAUGAUCAAGACUCCAUAUACACUCAGGCUACCACACAAGUCCUGAACUCAAAGGAACCUUUCCCCUCGAAAGAUGUGGGCAAGUUUGACAUCAAGAAGUUCAGCUUGAACAAUUGCAAGUACACGGCAGAAUCCACAACUGAGGUUGGGACAAUGGCAUGUGAUGAGGACGUCAGUAUUCACUGUCAGGCCGCGAACAACGUUGGACAGAUAUACGAAUGUAAUGGGUUAACUGCCACCGAGGGAGGUGUCUGGUGCUACUGGUAG
Phaeoacremonium minimum UCRPA7 is the source of this 3123-nucleotide messenger RNA. RefSeq names its product putative killer toxin subunits alpha beta protein. NCBI's taxonomy places the organism in Eukaryota, Fungi, Ascomycota, Sordariomycetes, Togniniales, Togniniaceae. The record is from RefSeq and is a predicted model, not a curated record. Bases 1 to 3123 code for a protein of 1040 amino acids. The transcript has 8 exons.